Messenger RNA from Debaryomyces fabryi, 3543 nucleotides. Its product is annotated as DEAH-box RNA helicase. Lineage: Eukaryota; Fungi; Ascomycota; Pichiomycetes; Serinales; Debaryomycetaceae. The record is from RefSeq and is a predicted model, not a curated record. The transcript has a single exon. Gene Ontology annotation, molecular function: ATP binding; RNA binding. Gene Ontology annotation, biological process: mRNA splicing, via spliceosome. Gene Ontology annotation, cellular component: intracellular anatomical structure; spliceosomal complex. The coding region runs from base 1 to 3543 and encodes 1180 amino acids.
AUGCUGCUGAAUAAUGAUAUCAUAUCCUUAAUUACAAGUACAUUAUCGUUACAUUGGAAUAAGCCUGUCAAUGAAGGUUUUACUGAUACACUCAUCAAGUUUUAUUUGAAGAAUAAUUCUUUAUCUGCAUUUCUCAUAUAUACAAAAGCGUUGGGGUUUCCUAGUGAACAUGAUGAAAGCCUAGGAAAGGAGAUUUACAAAUUGAUUAAUGACAACAUAAGCACAAUUGAACGUUUAAUGAAAGUUAGGGCAAAGAGUGAUAAUGGUACUAUGCAUAAACGACCUAAUAAUAGUUUGGAAAAGAAGAAAAACGACAAGAACACUAAAAAACCAAAACUUGCAUUGUCUUUUGACAACGAUGAAGAUCUAGAAGAAGAAUUAAACAAUCUAGACCCAAAUCCAAAGGUUAAUUUAGGUAAAAAUAACUUUAAAAGGAUACGAUCUAACAAUACAUCUCCGUACGAUGAUGACAGGUUUAUUGAUGAUUCCUUAGAAUUGAGUUUAGAACACGAAAAUAAGGCAACAAACGGACCAAAAUUUAAAUUCAAAAAAAUAAAGAAAGAAGAUGCAUUAAGAAUAAAAGAAGAUGAGAUACAUCCUCCAACAAAGGCAGCGUCCAAGGACGAUUCUAAGGAACCCAAUGAAAAGGCUAAAGUGCCAAACAUGACUAAAGAUCAUAAUGCAAAGCUUUCACUUUCAGAGUUAGCGAAUUUGGAAAAACAACUGAAAUUUGAUACAAUCAAAGAAGCCAUACCUCUAGAUACAUUUUCUGACCAUGAUAGUGAUUUAGAAAAUGAUAGAGAAUGGUAUACAAUAGAUGAGCUCGAUCAUAAUCACGACGAUUUUGAGGAGGAAAAUUUCACUGCAACAACAAAGAAAGUAUCUAAUAAUAAGAGAUCUAAAGAAUUUACAAAACAUGAUAGUACGGGGGGAGCAUUUGACGAUAUAACUGGAGAAUAUUAUGACUAUGACCAUGACCAGGAUCAGGCACAGGACUUUUCACGUAUAACUAUUACAUCUCACUAUUUAAUUCCACCAUUCCUAGAUGAUUCUAAAGAAUAUUUAUCCUUACAAAUUGGACACGAUAGAAACGAAUCUAAGAUCAGAGGGAUAGGGCCUACAAUUUCUCCCAUAAAGGACCCAGAAUCCGAACUAGCUGCAAUGGCUAAACAAGGAAGUAUGGUUGUGAAAGAAAGGAAAUCGAAAAACGAAAGGGGCAGACAAGCUAAAGAGAGAUCCAGUCUUACUGGUACGGCAUUGGGAAAUGUAUUGGGUAUUGAAACCGACGAUAAAUCGAACGGUAACAAUGAAAAAUUACAUGAAAACAAAUUCUCAGACGAAAACGAGGAAGAGGUCCAGGAGGAAAACUUAUCAAUUCAAGAACAGAGACGUUCUUUGCCCGCCUUUGCUGUCAAAAAGGAUUUAUUAAGAACUAUUGCAGAAAACCAAGUAACUAUUGUGAUAGGGGAGACAGGUUCCGGUAAAACUACACAAUUAACUCAGUACUUAUACGAUGAGGGAUUCGGCUCGAAUUUAGAACAACUGGGCAAAAAAAGGAUGAUAGGUUGUACUCAACCACGUCGUGUGGCUGCUAUGUCUGUGGCAAAAAGAGUUAGCGAAGAAAUGAAUUGUAAGUUAGGAGACGAGGUAGGAUUUGCGAUUAGAUUCGAGGAUAAAACUAACCCCCGUAAGACAGUGAUAAAAUAUAUGACAGAUGGUGUUCUAUUAAGAGAAAUAUUAAUGGAUCCUGAUUUAGAAAAGUAUUCCUGUAUCAUCAUGGAUGAAGCACACGAAAGGUCCUUGAAUACUGAUGUGCUAUUAGGACUCUUUAAAGUACUUUUAACAAGAAGAAAGGACUUGAAAUUAAUUGUUACUAGUGCAACUAUGAAUGCUGAUAGGUUUACAAGAUAUUUCGGAAAUGCCCCUCAAUUUACCAUUCCAGGAAGAACCUUCCCAGUUGAUGUAUUAUUUAGCAAAGGUGGAUGCACGGAUUAUGUUGAGACAGCUGUUAAACAGGUUUUAACUAUUCAUUUGCAAAACAGUGCAAAAUACAAUACUAAUGAUGGUGAUAUUUUAGUUUUUAUGACUGGUCAAGAGGAUAUAGAGGUUACAUGUGAAUUACUUCAGGAAAAACUUGACUCAUUAGAUAACCCCCCGCCUUUAGAUAUCUUUCCCAUCUUCUCUACAAUGCCUGCAGAUUUACAAAAAAAGAUAUUUUACAAGACGAACUUAAAAAGGAGAAAGGUUGUUGUGGCCACGAAUAUUGCAGAAACUUCUUUAACAGUCGACGGUGUUAAAUAUGUCAUUGAUACGGGGUUGGUAAAGUUAAAAGUUUAUAAUCCGAAAUUGGGAAUGGAUAUGUUGCAGGUAAUUCCAAUAUCUAUGGCAAAUGCUCAACAACGUAGUGGUAGAGCCGGGAGAACCGGCCCUGGUGUGGCGUAUCGCUUAUAUACUGAAAGGUCUGCUGAAGAACAAAUGUAUUUACAACCCAUUCCCGAAAUACAAAGGACCAACUUGAGUAAUGUCAUGUUGCAAUUAAAAUCCUUGAAGAUCGAGGAUGUUCCAAAUUUUCCAUUUUUAGACCCGCCUCCGAAAGAUUUACUCAGCUGUUCACUUUAUGAUUUGUGGAGCAUAGGUGCUAUUGAUAAUUGUGGCGAAUUAACUCAAUUGGGUCAGUCUAUGUCUAAGUUUCCAAUGGAGCCUACGUUGGCCAAGUUAAUCUUGUUAUCCUGCGACCCAAAGUUUCAUUGCUCAGAAGAAAUUAUAACUAUAGUAGCUAUGCUAUCAGUACCAUCAGUUUUCUAUAGACCAAAAGAAAGGGCAAAUGAAGCAGAUGCAAUUCGUGAGAAGUUUUCAAUAUCGGAGUCAGAUCAUUUAACUUUGCUUAACAUUUAUAAUCAAUGGAAAUCACAUUCAGAAAAACCACAGAUGAACAUGAAACGAUUAACAAAUUGGUGUACUAGAAACUUUUUCCAUAGCAAGUCAUUAUUAAGAGCUAGAGACAUUAAGAACCAAUUAUUACUUAUUAUGGAAAAAAGUAGACUAAAACUCUUAAAGUCAAGAUCAGACGAAGAUAUUAGAAAAUGUCUUUGCGCAUCUUUCUACCAGCAACUGGCUAAGCUAGUAAAGAUUAAUAUUGGUAAUACUGGAAAUUCAGAAUAUAUUCAUUUGCGACAUAAUUAUAUGAAAAUGUAUUUGCAUCCGACAUCAGCUUUGAAUGGGGGAACUAGUAUGGCACCAGCAUAUGUUGUUUAUCAUGAAUUAAUUUUAACCAAUAAGGAAUAUAUGAGCUGUGUUACUAGCGUGGACCCCUUAUGGCUAUUAGAGUUUGGAUACAUAUUUUUUGAGGUCUCACCUAAGGUUCAAGCUAGAAUCACUGAUCAUAUUGAUUUUAGCUUAAUGGAUCCAGCUCAAUUAAAAAGAUCUUUGGAAGAAGAUAGGGUAAAAUACCAAGCUAAAUUGCAAGAGAAGAAACUUAAAAAGAAGAAUAAUAAUAAUUGCAGUAUAAGCAAAAGCAAGUUCAAUAAAAGACGAGCGUUUUAG